Canis lupus familiaris (dog) is the source of this 1774-nucleotide messenger RNA. It is a transcript of the gene PARD6A, whose product is annotated as par-6 family cell polarity regulator alpha. NCBI's taxonomy places the organism in Eukaryota, Metazoa, Chordata, Mammalia, Carnivora, Canidae. The transcript is spliced from 3 exons. Gene Ontology annotation, cellular component: cell cortex; apical plasma membrane; nucleus. Bases 101 to 1645 code for a protein of 514 amino acids. The record is from RefSeq and is a predicted model, not a curated record. Gene Ontology annotation, biological process: regulation of cellular localization; centrosome cycle; establishment or maintenance of cell polarity. Gene Ontology annotation, molecular function: protein kinase C binding.
UCGGGACGGUGGGUGCCAACGUGCUUGGUUUACCCCAGUGCCUCCGAGGAACGGCCCGCCGUGUGGGCCGUUCGUCAAGACUCCCGUGCCGCCGGGCAGGAUGGGGCCCAGGGCUGGCUGGGAUGGGAAGGGAAGGAUCUGGAGCUUGAGGCUGCGGCCACGAGUGGUCAAGCGAGUUGGCUCAAAGCCACUUCAACACCGUGUGAACCGAGUUGCUCAGCAAAUACUUAUGGUUCAGUUUCCUCAUCUAAACGUGCAGUCUCGUAAGGCCAGUGGAAAUACUAGGACACAGACAACACUCGGUAAACGCCACUUCCCUGUCUCCCCUCGGAUUGGCGAAGCCCCACCCCCAGACUCGGAGACUGGCGCGCAGGAGCGUAAUGACGCAAGAGCACACGAAGACGCCCCCACCCCAUCUCCGUUUCCUAGGAAACGUGGACUCCGCGUACCGCUCACUGUCGCUGCCCCCUUGACGUCAUGGUCCGGACGGGAGGGCGGGGCGAGUGCUACCGCCAGGGGCGGGGCGACGGGCCGGUCGCCCGGGCUGUGCACCUGCGCCCAGGCGGGCCGCCUGGGGCACCGUCCCCGGCCCGCCGGCCUCACCAUGGCCAGGCCGCAGAGGACUCCGGCGCGCAGUCCCGACAACAUCGUCGAGGUGAAGAGCAAAUUUGAUGCUGAGUUCCGACGCUUCGCGCUGCCCCGCGCUUCGGUGAGUGGCUUCCAAGAGUUUUCGCGGUUGCUGCGUGCAGUCCACCAGAUCCCGGGCCUGGAUGUGCUGCUUGGCUAUACAGAUGCUCACGGUGACCUACUGCCCCUCACCAACGACGACAGCCUGCACCGGGCCCUGGCCAGCGGGCCCCCACCGCUGCGCCUGCUAGUACAGAAGCGGGCAGAAGCUGACUCCAGUGGCCUGGCCUUUGCCUCCAACUCUCUGCAGCGGCGGAAGAAAGGGCUCCUACUUCGGCCAGUGGCACCCCUGCGCACCCGGCCACCCCUGCUAAUCAGCCUGCCCCAAGAUUUCCGCCAGGUUUCUUCAGUCAUAGAUGUGGACCUACUGCCUGAGACCCACCGACGGGUUCGGCUGCACAAGCAUGGCUCGGACCGCCCCCUGGGUUUCUACAUUCGAGAUGGCAUGAGUGUCCGUGUAGCUCCCCAGGGCUUGGAACGGGUUCCAGGCAUCUUCAUCUCCCGCCUGGUACGAGGGGGCCUGGCUGAGAGUACGGGGCUGCUGGCAGUCAGUGAUGAGAUCCUCGAGGUCAAUGGUAUUGAGGUGGCUGGGAAGACCUUGGACCAAGUGACGGACAUGAUGGUCGCCAACAGCCACAAUCUCAUUGUCACUGUCAAGCCAGCCAAUCAGCGCAAUAAUGUGGUGCGGGGAGCAUCUGGGCGUCUGACAGGGCCUUCCUCUGCUGGGCCUGGGCCUACUGAGGCUGAGAGUGACGAUGAUAGCAAUGAUCUGGUCAUUGAAAACCGCCAGCCUCCCUGUUCCAAUGGGCUGUCUCAAGGGCCUCCAUGCUGGGACCUGCGCCAGGGCCGUCUACUUCCUGGUGCCCGCAGUUCUCUGCCCUCCCUGGAUGAUCAGGAGCAGGCCAGCUCUGGCUGGGGGAGUAGCAUGCGAGGAGAUGGUAGUGGCUUUAGCCUCUGAUGGGCAAGGAUGCAACCCCUUGCUACUCCAGGCUGCUGGGACAUGGCAGGGACUUCCUUGGUGGGGGUUUUUAGCUUGCUCACAGGGCCCUCUCAGUCUGGGGAACAUUAAAGGUUUUCUACAAAUGCA